Molecule: messenger RNA, 1089 nt
Organism: Aureobasidium subglaciale EXF-2481
Lineage: Eukaryota; Fungi; Ascomycota; Dothideomycetes; Dothideales; Saccotheciaceae
Exons: 4
Coding region: 1-1089 (362 amino acids)
Biological process (GO): butanediol biosynthetic process
Cellular component (GO): cytoplasm
Molecular function (GO): zinc ion binding; (R,R)-butanediol dehydrogenase activity
Source: RefSeq, a predicted model, not a curated record
AUGAUGCGCGCGGCGAGAUAUUACGGCAAAGAAGAUGUUCGCAUUGAGGAUACCCCGAGACCUCAAUUGAGUUCUGGUCAAAUCCUUAUAAAGCCUAGUCAUGUGGGCAUUUGUGGCACUGAUCUUCACGAGUACAUUGCUGGACCUACCUUCGCCCCUGUCGAGCCGCAUGCGAUCACCAGAGAAACCAUUCCAAUUGGCAUGGGACAUGAGUUCAGCGGCACUGUUCUUGAAGUCGGCCCCGAUGUCCCGAAUCCAGAGAAGUUCCAGGAGGGUCAGAAAUGCGCUAUCCAGCCAACGAUAUUCUGUCAGAGCUGUGGUGCUUGUCGCAACGGAGUAGAGAAUGCAUGUGCCAAUGGUGGAUUCAUUGGCCUCAGCGGUGGUGGCGGUGGUUUGAGUGAAGCAGUGGCUGUACCUUGGGACGCAGUACUCCCCCUACCAGACAACGUUGAUCUUGACACAGGAGCACUCGUCGAACCCCUAUCAGUCGCAUGGCAUGCCGUCUCAGCAUCUCCUCUCCUCGACAUCGGGGCUCAGAACGCCUCUGUGCUAGUCCUCGGAGGUGGACCCAUCGGUCUGGCAGUCGUCCAAGUCCUUGUUGCCCACGGAACAAAGAAGAUAAUCAUGAGCGAGAUCGCAGCACAACGUCAGGCCUUUGCCAGAGAGUUCGGAGCACACCACGUCCUAGCACCGAACGUAUACGAUGUAGUGGGCGUCUCACGCGAACUCUGUCGUGGGGAGGGUCCAGAUAUUGUGUUUGAUUGUGCCGGCGUACCUGCCAGUUUUGAGUCAGCAUGCAAAGCCAUCAAAGCUCGUGGUACUGUUGUCAACGUCGCAAUCUGGGAGAAGCCAGUGUCAUUCAACCCGAACAGUCUGGUGUUCAAUGAAGGAAAGUACGUUGGUGUGCUUGGCUACCAGCGCAAAGACUUCGUGGAGGUCAUCAAGGCCAUCGCAGAUGGCAGGUUACAGCCCAACAAGAUGAUUACAAGAAAGAUCGCCCUGGAUGACUUGGUUGAGAAGGGCAUCUUGGCUUUGAUCAAGGAGAAAGAUAGGCAUGUGAAGAUUUUGGUCGACAUGGAGAUGACUUGA